CUUCAUCAUACUUUGCGUUCACUGCUUUUCCCCACCCUUCCAAGUUUUCAGUUUUUGCAGAGAAUUCCAUCUCAAGCUCUGUAUGCGUUUGUGUGUAUAUAAACAUUCGUCUAUACAGUUCAUCUUGAUCGAUUCUUUAGCAUUUGAAGUUUUCGUGGGUCGUCGUCGAAUCCGGGGUGCAAAAGGGAUUUGAUACAAGAAGCAGGAGCCCUUUGAUGCGGAGUGAUUUCGAUUUAGCUUCUCCAGCUUUUGCAUCACAGCAUCAUGGAUAUGCCGCUUCUGGAUAUUCAACCUCGGACAUUGAAGUUUGUAGUUCAAUUGAAUAAGCAGAGUUCUUGUGUUGUUCAGCUUACCAAUACAACCCAUCAGCAUGUUGCUUUCAAGGUCAAGACCACAUCCCCAAAGAAGUAUUGCGUCCGACCAAAUGUUGGCGUUGUCGCACCAAAUUCGUCCUAUGAAUUCACUGUCAUUAUGCAAGCAUUUAAAGAACCACCUCCUGAUAUGGUCUGCAAAGAUAAGUUCUUAAUCCAGAGUAUCACUGUGCCUGCGGUGACAUCUGAUGAAGACAUCACAGCUAGCUUGUUCUCCAAAGAGGAAGGCAAACCCAUACAGGAGAACAAACUCAAAGUCACUCUUGUUUCAGCUUCUGACUCACCUGAAUUGUCUCCGCUUGAUGGAACACUGAAGCAGGGUCCAGCAUUUGAAGGUUCAAUCCUUAAGGAUAGAGUAUUUAGUCAACCCGAGACCCUUGCUUCUCCACAAUACGAUGGUGAGAUUGGCAAGGAACCAAGGAUAGUUAGUGAUGAAGAGAUAAAACCAACCAAGAUUGUCGGCGAUAUCAAGGAAUUGAGGCCGCCCAAGAAGAGCUCUGUGAGUUUUGUGGACUAUUUGGAUCCUGGAAAUGACGUAAAACCAACUAGGGGCAGCUAUGACAUGCCGAAGUUAUCGAAGGAAACCGACUUUGGCCGGUUAACGUCUCAUGAGGAUGCAGAUUUCAAAAGGGAUAUUAAGCCAAGAAUCAACACUGAGGUUCCGAGAAAGCCUGUGGAUUUAGGGCAUGCUAGUGAAAUUAAUUCAGCUAAAAAGGACAGAGACAUUGCUGAGUUGCCAAAGAACAUAGAGGAUCGAAAUAUUAAACGCAUGGAUGAGCUGAAGUUGGUUAAAGACAUUGAGGAUAUGAAGCUGAAGAUCAGUGCCCUUGAAUCCAAGCUAAAACAGGCUGACACAACCAUAACACAGCUUACCGAAGAGCGGACUCUAAGCUAUCAACAGAGCCAAAGCUUGCAACGAGAAUUGGGGGAACUAAGAAUGAAAAAGGUAAUCAAACAAGAGCACGUUGGGUUCCCUCUCGCCUUCGUGUGUGUCCUGGCAUUCAUCAGCCUCGUUCUCGGAUAUCGUCUGCACCCUUGAUGUCCCUCUCUUUCUCUCUCUCUCACUGCAACUUAUUCUGAGAACUGGUGAAGUAGACUUCCCUUUUAUCAUAUAUAAAGUGUGUAGUCUUGAAUAUAGAACCAAGGGAGAAAUAUAUUAUCGUCCCUUGAGGGAGUAUAGCUUAUUUGCUAACACCACCAUUGCUUAUGCUCUUUGCCUUGUUAUCUUACUGCAACUGCUCUUGUUGUGCCCUUUAGAAAUUUGGUUGGUCUUUUAAGCGUUUUCUUUCUAAAACCCUCUCUUGUUCUUCAUAUCAUCAACUUCUUCUUGUGCC
Tarenaya hassleriana is the source of this 1705-nucleotide messenger RNA. RefSeq names its product vesicle-associated protein 2-2-like. Gene Ontology annotation, cellular component: endoplasmic reticulum membrane; plasma membrane. The record is from RefSeq and is a predicted model, not a curated record. The transcript has 9 exons. Bases 265 to 1410 code for a protein of 381 amino acids. NCBI's taxonomy places the organism in Eukaryota, Viridiplantae, Streptophyta, Magnoliopsida, Brassicales, Cleomaceae. Gene Ontology annotation, biological process: endoplasmic reticulum membrane organization.